AUGGAGCCCAAAGAAGUCACUGGGAAAGAAAACAUGGUCACCAAGAAAAAGAAUCUGGCCUUCUUGAGGUCCAGACUCUAUAUGUUGGAGAGAAGGAAGACUGACACUGUGGUUGAGAGCAGUGUUUCUGGGGACCACUCUGGCACCUUGAGGAGGAGCCAAUCUGACAGGACCGAAUACAACCAGAAAUUACAAGAAAAGAUGACUCCACAGGGUGAGUGUUCUGUAGCAGAGACCUUAACCCCAGAGGAAGAGCAUCAAAUGAAGAGGAUGAUGACGAAGCGGGAAAAGAUCAUCAAGGAGCUGAUACAGACGGAAAAGGAUUAUCUCAAUGAUCUAGAGCUGUGUGUUAGGGAAGUGGUUCAGCCCCUGAGAAAUAAAAAGAUUGAUAGGCUGGAUGUGGAUAGCUUGUUUAGCAACAUUGAGUCCGUGCAUCAGAUAUCAGCCAAGCUGCUGUCAUUGUUGGAAGAGGCCACAACAGACGUGGAACCGGCCAUGCAAGUAAUUGGAGAAGUAUUCUUGCAGAUUAAAGGGCCACUGGAAGAUAUUUAUAAAAUCUACUGCUAUCACCAUGAUGAAGCACAUAAUAUACUGGAGUCCUAUGAAAAGGAAGAAGAGCUGAAGGAACAUUUGAGCCACUGUAUCCAGUCCUUAAAGAAAAUAUACAUGCAAGAAGGCAAACCAAACUUAUUGGACAUGGGCUCUUUGAUGAUCAAACCAAUUCAACGUGUGAUGAAAUACCCCCUAUUGCUGUGCGAACUUCGGAAUUCCACCCCUCCCUCUCACCCAGAUUACAGAGCACUGGAUGAUGCGUUUGCUGCUGUGAAGGACAUUAAUGUUAACAUCAAUGAACUUAAAAGAAGGAAAGAUUUAGUUCUAAAAUACAAGAAGAAUGACGAGGAUGAAUCACUUAAAGACAAAUUGUCUAAACUAAAUAUUCAUUCAAUUAGCAAGAAAUCAAAAAGAGUGACAAAUCAUUUGAAGAUUCUGACCAGAGGAGAAUCACAGGUUAAAGACAAUACCUUUAACAGAGAAGAAAAGCUGUUUAGAGCUUUAGAAAAGACUGUGAGGCUUUGUGUGAAGAACAUUUCACUCUGUCUUCAACACAUACAGGAUGCCAUGCCCCUGGCUCUGCAGAGUGUAAUGGACCUUCAGGAGAUUUCAUACAACAAAGAUGAUGAGAUGGGCUAUUCUGAGACCCUAAGUAAUGCCUUAAAUUCGUGUCAUGACUUUGCAUCUCACUUACAGAGACUCAUCCUGACGCCCUUGUCAGCCCUGCUGACCUUAUUCCCAGGGCCUCACAAGCUCAUCCAGAAACGCUAUGACAAACUGCUGGAUUGCAACAGCUACCUGCAGCGAUCAGCAGGAGAGGAGUCAGACUUGGCCAAAAAGGAGUAUGAGGCCCUCAAUGCCCAGCUUGUGGAGGAGCUCCAGGCGUUCAACCAGGCUGCUCGGAAGAUUCUGUUGAACUGUCUGUGCAGCUUUAUCACCCUCCUUAGGGACCUGAUGCUCGUGGCACAGCAGGCUUACUCCACACUUGUGCCGGUGCCACUGUCGGUUUCAAGCAUUUCUGAGAUUCAGAAUCAAGUACUAGAAGAGGUCCAAAAUUUGAAUUGUGUGAAAGAAAACAGUGCCACCUUUAUUGAGAGGAAACUCAGUUUUGAAAAGAAGAAGCCUGUGCAGAUUCUGCCAGAAAUGCCACGUCAAACUGACAUUCAUCGCUCCAAACUUCUAUCCACAUAUAGUGCAGAGGAACUCUAUCAAGCUAAGCGCAAGUGCAAUGCUACACAAGAAUAUGACAUCAAUCUUCUGGAAGGAGAGUUGGUGGCUGUGAUAGAACAGAAAGAUCCACUGGGGAGUACAAGCAGGUGGCUUGUGGACACAGGAAAUGUGAAAGGAUAUGUUUAUUCCUCCUUCCUAAAACCCUACAAUCCAGCAAAAAUGCAGAAAGUGGAUACUGAGAACAGAUUCUGUGAUGAUGAUUUUGAGAACAUCAGCCUCUUUGUGUCUUCUCGGCCAGCUAGUGACAGUGUCACAGGCACCUCAGAAAGCAGCAUUGGUGAUAGCAGCUCAUCUCUUAGUGGCACAUGUGGAAAGUUUGAAACAAAUGGUACUGAUGUUGACAGUUUUCAAGAAGUAGAUGAACAGAUUUUCUAUGCAGUUCAUGCUUUUCAAGCACGGAGUGACCAUGAACUCAGCCUUCAGGAAUAUCAGAGAGUUCAUAUACUUAGGUUUUGUGACCUAAGUGGCAAUAAAGAGUGGUGGUUAGCUGAAGCUCAAGGGCAGAAAGGAUACGUGCCAGCUAACUACCUUGGAAAGAUGACUUAUGCUUAA
Piliocolobus tephrosceles (Ugandan red Colobus) is the source of this 2334-nucleotide messenger RNA. It is a transcript of the gene ARHGEF38, whose product is annotated as Rho guanine nucleotide exchange factor 38. Lineage: Eukaryota; Metazoa; Chordata; Mammalia; Primates; Cercopithecidae. The coding region runs from base 1 to 2334 and encodes 777 amino acids. The record is from RefSeq and is a predicted model, not a curated record. The transcript has 14 exons. Gene Ontology annotation, cellular component: cytoplasm. Gene Ontology annotation, molecular function: guanyl-nucleotide exchange factor activity; protein binding.